Molecule: messenger RNA, 6727 nt
Organism: Pangasianodon hypophthalmus (striped catfish)
Lineage: Eukaryota; Metazoa; Chordata; Actinopteri; Siluriformes; Pangasiidae
Gene: nhsl3
Product: KIAA1522 ortholog
Exons: 7
Coding region: 528-4709 (1393 amino acids)
Biological process (GO): cell differentiation
Source: RefSeq, a predicted model, not a curated record
CAAAAACAAUGUUCUAGUGAACAGAGAAUAAAUGGAUAUAACCAGGAACAGGAACAUACUGGUUUUAUAACAGAUAAGAUCAGAAUGACAGGACAUAGGAACAUCCUUGAACACACAUGAUUACUCUGAUCUUCUUCUAAAUGCUAGUUAAGCUAACCUGCAUAACAUGAAAGAAGUGUACAUGUGUGGCAUGUGUGUGUGUGUGUGUGUGUUAUCAGGGGUGGGUAGGGCCAGAAAGAGCUGGCUGCAAUCCCUCCUUCCUCACUAGAACGAUCCGUAACUGAUCACCGCUGAAAGGAGAGUGUUCUAAACAAGGAAGAGAGGGUGGUGUUCAUACACACCAUGCACACAAGCAGCCUGGAUUGCUGGCACUGCACAUAGUGUGACCGCACUGUCCUCCAUCUGCAGCUGGAGUAGAGAGUCAUCAGGAAGAGAAAUGAGGAACUAAAAGAGUAGGAGGCUCCAGAUGUGGCAGAUGUUCUGUACACUUUGGGAAUCUAGUGCUUUUGGGAGGCUACAGUACUGUCAUGGGAAACCCCAUCAGCAAAAAGAAGGCAAAGGCCAAUUUUAUCACCAACCACCACCCAAGUAAAGUUAAGGCUUUCUGGAAUAUUGGACAUGUGGACAAGUUAAAACCAGCUGGACAAAAGCAAGAUGAGCAGACAAAACUGACAGUGCAUUACACAGCCUCCCAACACUACCAGGAGAAUGUGUUCAUUGAAGGUAGCAGGCCAAAGUAUCUGGAAGAUCUGCACACUGAAGCCCAAGAAGGACUUAAGAUACUACAACAAGAGGAGCAUAAAAUUGCAAGGGACCUUGAGGAUGAUCAGCCUGUCUCCACAAUAACAGCACAGCAAGAAAAUGAUGUCAGCUGUGAAGAAAGAGAUGGACAUCUGAGAUUUGACAGCAAUGCUGAUCAGUCCAUUACAUCAGUAUCUACUGUAUCUGCAGUGUCCUCAAGACCUGUGCUAACACGCCAAGGUUCGACAUUUAAGCCUUUAAACACUGUGAAGAGGCUGGACAACCCCAGAAAAAGGAGUAGAAGAACAACAAUUAUGGGCAUACCACAACAGGUUCAUAGAGAACUAUGUAUGGGGAGGGGAGCCUUACUACAACUCCCAACUGAUGAAGAUGAUGAUUCAUCUGGUAGAGUCAUAAUCCCAAGAAUUGAUGGAGAGGUGCCUAUUACAAAUAAUGAAGGGGCACGUGUACACCUACAGGAUAUUGAAGCCCUUCAGGUUUCCAGAGAUGAUCAACUUCUCAGGCACCACAUACAGGCUGUGUACAGAGAUGACUUCCUUCUAAACACCAAAUCUGGACUACAAAUAUCCCUGAGACCCAGGUCUCUUGCUGUACCAGGAAUAACAACUUCCUCUGCCCUAUUGCAAGAACCACAAGGUCCUGUGAUGUCUAUUUCACCACAGGCUACGUAUUUAUCCACAAUUAUUCCUAAUGCAAUCCUACCUUCUGCAAUAGAUGUGAUAGAAAUUGAUAGAAGCUGCAACAGGAGGAGUGUACGUACAGUUAGCAAGAGCAGCUUAGCACCUGCAAGUCCAGUUUCUUCACGCUCAGGAGGUGGUACUCAUGAUGAACCAAAUUCCACCGGCUCUAAAUGGAGCCAUUCACAAUCUUCUGAGACUAUUGUCUCCCACCCCUCCACCAUCUCCUUCAAAGGAAGCAUGCCAUCUUCACAUCUAACAGACAGCAUGAAGGAAGUCACAGAUUUAAAUGAAGAACAGAUGAGUCUUAAGAGCUCAGUCAGUUGGUCAAGUUCCACCAGUAAAGCAGGCAGUCAGAGACUGGAUCAAGGGGAACUAAGUGAUUCUGCCGAGACUGCCCAAAACAGUCGACUGUUCUCUCGUAAUCUGUCAGUAAUCAAGGCUAAACUACCACCAGCACCACCAAGGAGAACAUACUCUUUACACCAUGAAAACCUUAAGCAAAGGCCAAGGGAACUGGCAGACACAAAAGAUUUGAAAUACCUAGGAUCCAAUUGCAGGCAACCGGAUGCAGAUCUUAAUACGAAAGAAGAUCCUACAUCAUCCUACACUGAAAAUAUCUCUACCCUGUCUCCAGUAUCACCAUUGUUUGAUGACUCUAACUUAUCUGUGACAGCCAGUCCACACAGACCAGUUCAAGACUCUAUUGAAGCUCAAUCAGAAUCAAAUAACUCAUCCCCACAGGACAUAUUUGAAAGAACACUAUCGCCUUCAAGUGGAUACUCAAGUCAAAGUGGAACACCCACCCAUUCUUCUAAAGACAUCUGUCCUACCUCUCCAGGAAAACAGAAGUUGAAGCCUCCAAAGCCAGAGAGGGCAGGAACACGAAUUUCUCCUGCAGUAUCCGUCUCAUCAUCCCUGGUUUCCCUGUCCUCAAAUGUAUCAGAUCCAGCCAAUCAGCUUACACAAACCCACACCACUCAAUCACAGCCAUCAAAGAUCUCCCCUGCUGUAAAAAUAAAAAACAAAGUGACUCCACCACCUAUGGCAACCCUCAGGGAAUUGUUUAACAUUCCUCCUCCACCUAAGGUAAAAGCGCCUUGUCCCCCACCACCUGAAACCUGGGCUCACAAUGAACGCACAGCUGAACUUUUAUGUGGUCCAAGUCCAAAUGCCCACAGAAUAUAUGAGCUCCAAAAACAUUAUCAAACAGACAUUUUAUUGAUGAGAAAUCAGGCCACAGCCGAUACCACUAACCUAACUUCUGCACAGGGACAGAUAUCAGUAGAAAUUGAAACAAAUGGAACUCAUACAGAGAAUAAAACACCAAUGUCUGAGGGAAAGGAUGAGCUCAUGCCAGUGCAAGAACAAGCUCCUCUGGAUGAAAGGGAACAAGUGAGUCAUGUUGUACACAAGAGAGAGCAUGAAAACUCAGAAAGGCUAAAAAUAGAGCAAGAAAGUCCAGUAAAUUCCGAGAAAUUGCAGUCAGCAGACAAGGUUAAUGAAAUAUUGCUGUUAAAAGAGCAAUUUGUCAGUGAGUCAGGUCAGUCAGGUCAAACUGAUGGUUUGCCAGAGAAUGACUUUUCAACCCCAGAGACAGAGAGAACUGACGCAGAAGACCAAUGUUUUGUCAAACACUCCACUGAUAAAGAGAUCUUCAAACAUACACCCACACAUAAUCUAAGUGUAGAAGGUCCUAGAGCCAGUGGUAUCUCUCCACCUCCCUCUCCACCUCCUCAACACUCUCCUCCUCCACCACCCUCUAAAAUGUCUUCAGUAUGCUCAGUGUCUGUACUAUUACAGGAGGAAGAACUACAGCCUGAGACAGAAAAAGAACUCCUCACUCUGGAGCCUUCCUGGCCUCCACCACCUCCACCUAUGGACGAGUCAUCUGAUUUGCUAUUUGAAGGACAGGAUGAGACAGACUUCCCUCCACCUCCACCACCAGACAUGCAAGAAUCGUUUAUAGUCAUGACACAGCACUACAAGGUAGACUCAUCAGGACAGGGAGACAGUGUGGCUCCAGAGAAGUCACCUGAUUUAUCAUAUAUAGACAGUCACACAAAGCAAAAUCCAGACCCACAAAUUAUUCAGAGCACAACAUUAGUGGAGAAAACAUUAAAUGAAUCUCUACCAGUUGAUAGCAUUCCAAAUGUGUCAGAUGACAAUCUCUUUGAUCAAAUACAUGCCAAACCACAAUCUUUUGAGAAUGUUUCACAAAUUUGCAUUGAUCUAGUUGGUUCAGAAACUACUGUAUCUUCUGAAAUUUCUCUGAAAUCUUCCAAAUCACAGGAUAUACCUUUACAAACUCUGCCUCAAGAAACCCCUCGUCCACCUCAACAUGAUCCUCUAAAUCCAUCAGCCAUAUUACCUAAAGAUUUAUCACAGCAAACGUCUCAUGCACUCUCUGCCGAUUUGAAAAUUAUACCUCCCCUUCCAAUGGAAGAUCAGUCCACAGUUAAUUUCAAAAGACAACCAAGUCUAAUAAGUAAAGACAGCAGAUGCAAAGGACUUUCGUCCACACAGAAAUGUGCACCUAUUACAAAAGAGGAUGCGAACAUUCCCCUUGUCACACCAUCCCUACUUCAGAUGGUACGUCUACGGACUGUAAAUGUUGAAGACCAAGUUAACCUUCUUUCACAAGAAGUUACAGCUGGUACUGAGACCACCCCAGACCAAGAUCUGUCUGUGUCUAAUCAAGUAACUCCACAAAAACCUAUUCGCAAAUCCUGCACAAAAUCGAUGGAGUCUCCUGUGAAGUCAUUCUCUGCAUCCUCGGGUCCUUCUAUGCGCCUUCAAGAGGCUAUACGUAUGAAGACAGCUGCAAUGUCUUCCAGUAGCUUUCCAGCAAGGCCCAGUCUACGUUUGCCAACCCCCACUGCAAACAGCAAUGAUGUGCCUGUACUGUCCCCUAAGACACCUGAUGAUUGUAAGUCCCCUGCCUCCACAGCCAGCUUCAUUUUCUCCAAGAGCACAAAGAAAGUUGUUAUUGAAACAGCAACAUCUCCAGAGGCCCAGGCCAGCCUCAAGCAGAGCCUUGCAGCAGAGCUCAUGCAAAUUUCUGAUCAGCAUAAAUCAGUGGUUACAAAUGGCACAAAGAAGCAUCACAAGGUGCCACCACCUGUUGCAAAGAAACCAGUAUAUGCAACAAGUCCAUCAGAGAAAGUUGGAACUGUCACAACUGUUACAAUAGUGGGCUCUUCAAUUAAGCAAAAAAAUGGAGGAGCAAAUAAUCAACAGACUGACAGAGUGCAACCUGCUGGCCAGUGAGUGCCUUCCACCACAGGUGAAGAAAAGACUACAAGGUGUCUUGAGUAAUGCUUUGGCAGAACUGUUCAACACCAGGAAAACAAAGUUAGCAAAGACAAUGUGUAGCAAUCAUGGACAAUGUCACUGUUCUAUUGUAAAAGCCUUAGCCUGACCAUGGCCUUCAUAUUUAUGCAAAAAAAUUGGAGUUGGUUCCAAUUCUUUUGAUACAAUAGCUUUACUGUAGCUUUGGCAUAUUUUUCUACACAAUAAAUUUUUUUUUUCUCUUUUGGCAAGUUUUAAACCACCAUAUGUUAUUAAUGGUGGCUGCUGCAGUUAGAUCUUGUAAAUUCCUAAGUUUAUUCUUUGACUGCAAUGUUAAUCUAUUAUCUAGUGGUUAUAAUGGGUAGUAGUCACUGCUGAUCAAAGACCUCUUUUCCAACACAAGUACGCAUUUUUAUGCUCACAAUUACAUUGUUUAUCCUCCAUUUACAUUAUAAGGCCCAAUGUUUGUAGACACCUGACUAUCAUACCCAUAUGUGCUUUUUGAAAAUUCUAUUCCAGAUUCCCCCUUUGCUGAUAUAAUAACCUCCAAUCUUCUGGGAAGGCCUUCCACUAGAUUUUGGAACAUUUGCCAAUUCAGCCACAAGAGCAUUCGUGAGGUCAGGCACUGAUGUUGGGCGAGGAGGCCUGGGGUGCAAUGUGCCUUCCUUUUCAUCCCAAAGGUGUUCAGUGGGGUUGAGGUCAGGGCUCUGUGCAGGCCACUAGAGUUCUUCCACUCCAACCUUGACGAACCUUGUCUUUAUUGUCUUCACUUUGUGCACAGGGGCAUUGCCAUGCUGGAACAGGUUUGGGCCCCUUAGAUCCAGUGAAGGAAAUUCUAUACAUUUGUUUGCUUCCAAAUUUGUGGCAACAGUUUGGGGAAGAACCACAUAUUGGUGUGAUGGUCAGAUGUCCACAUACUUUUGGCCGUACAGUUUAUAUGUGAAGUGGCUAAUGCUAUACUAAUACAUUUUGAGUAUGUAUAUAUUUACACAAUAAUCAAUUUUAAUUUGAAUCUUACAGAAUUAGCCUCUUGCAUCUGUAUAAUUGUGUAUGAUACACAUGCUUAAAAAUCACAGUAUAUACUGAAUGUGCUUGAGAGAUGGAAUUAAUGUUUAUUACAUUAAAAUGACCUUUUAUUAUUAUUAUUUCUAGAAAAAGCACUUUGCAAGCUACAAAUGCUGAACUAUUUCUAAUGAAAUGACCAAGGCAGUAAAAAUUUCUGUAUGUUCCCUGUAAAACUGAUGCAGAAAAUAGCUGCUUCCUUAUUAAUGUCACAGCACAAAUAGUACUGACACUUUGUGAACAAAGCUGCAUUAAAAUAUUUGGCUGUUAAAGUAUUUGGCUAUUUUGGGUUUACAAGGUAAAUCAUGAAUUAUUUCUGGAAUUGUGGAGCCUAUUUUACAAUCUUUCUUUUGAAACUUAUUUUAGUGAACCACUUCUUUUCAACACCACUGAGUAUUUUCCAGUAUUUUCAAUUAUAUGCAAUGUAUUUUCUCUACUCAAGUAAAAAUAUCAUUUCAUAUUCUAUAAAACUUGUUGAAUGUAUCUUUUGACAUUUUUUUAUUUCUUGCUAAAUUGAUCUUUGUCUUUUACACUGUAAAUACAACUAACAAAAAUUCUCAAAAUUGUUAGUGAAUAACACAGUAAAACGUGUGCAAAAUCAUUUGAACAGGAAACAGAAAAACAGGGAGGAAUCAAAAUGGAAAAAUGGAAACAACUGUUAUUAUUUUUUUACAUAUUUUUUUUAUUUUACUUUAUGUUUAUUUCAUACUCUAAUAAAAGCAAGUCAACAUUGCCAUUACUAAGUUUUUAGUAGUGACAACAUGUGAUCAAAAUCACAGGACAUCACAGAUGUAAGGUCAUGUGGGCGGGCAAGUUCUACAUACCAAAAGCAAGGUAAGAUGAAUGACAACACUAACUUUGCUAACUUUAAUUCUAAGGUUGUAAAUUUGCCAAAAAAAAAAAUUACAUACAUAUAACAUUCACAUACUAUAACA